AUGAGCUUAACUGCGGACACCUUGAAAAGUCUCAUUGAGGACAAGCUUGAGGCAACUUUGGUUCAAGUAGAAGAUAUGUCUGGCGGCUGUGGUCAAGCAUUUGCCGUCAUUAUAGUGUCUCCGCUCUUCGUUGGCAAGAACAAAUUGGCCAGACACCGAUUAGUCAACAGUGCUCUUAAAGAAGAAAUAGCAUCAAUUCAUGCUUUUACACAAAAGGGAUUCACUCCCGAGGAAUGGAAAGCGCAGGGUGGAAACUGA
Messenger RNA from Meyerozyma guilliermondii ATCC 6260, 258 nucleotides. RefSeq lists its product as uncharacterized. Gene Ontology annotation, cellular component: cytosol; nucleus. The record is from RefSeq and is a predicted model, not a curated record. Gene Ontology annotation, biological process: intracellular iron ion homeostasis. The transcript has a single exon. Gene Ontology annotation, molecular function: 2 iron, 2 sulfur cluster binding. The coding region runs from base 1 to 258 and encodes 85 amino acids. Lineage: Eukaryota; Fungi; Ascomycota; Pichiomycetes; Serinales; Debaryomycetaceae.